Molecule: messenger RNA, 1185 nt
Organism: Talaromyces proteolyticus
Lineage: Eukaryota; Fungi; Ascomycota; Eurotiomycetes; Eurotiales; Trichocomaceae
Product: Malate/L-lactate dehydrogenase
Exons: 4
Coding region: 1-1185 (394 amino acids)
Molecular function (GO): oxidoreductase activity
Source: RefSeq, a predicted model, not a curated record
AUGGCUCGCGAAGAACACGAGAUCUUGGAGUUUCUGGAAAGUGUAGGAGCGUGCGAUGUUGCGGAUGGGCUUUCUCAAAUCAAUCAUGAACACGGAGGCUACCUUGAAGGUAUCAUUAUGUACUCACCGGAAUUUCAAGGCGGAGAUACCAAAGUUGUUGGUCGCGCCUUUACUGUAAAGUUUGUGUCAAGUAGGGAGACUGAGCUUCCUAAAUUACCUGGAAAUUAUAUUGACAUGGUGCCUCCCGAUCUACGCGGAGUGGACACCCACGGUGCCAACCGCAUUCCAUCCUACAUCGAGCGCAUCCGCCACAAAAUUCUUGAUCCUACAGCAACGCCCGAGCUCACCCAGGUGACCCCGGUUGCUGCUUCUGUGGAUGCAAAAAAUGGGUUUGGGUUUGUUGCUGCGCACUUGGGAAUGACUAAAGCAGUUGAAAUGGCAAAGGAGUUUGGUAUUGGCCUUGUCUCGGUGAAGCACUCUAAUCACUAUGGAAUGGCAGCCUGGAUCGUACAACAAGCUAUUGAUUCGGGGAUGAUGGCUCUGGUAUUCACCAAUUCGUCGGCGGCUCAGCCAGUAUGGGGUGGUCGUGAGAAGCGCAUGGGAGUUUCGCCAUUGGCUUGUGGUGCACCUGCUCAAAACGAUUCGCGGCCUUUUAUCCUCGAUAUGGCUCCAUCUAUAGCCGCUCGUGGAAAAAUUUAUAAGGCACUCCGCCGCGGGGAAAAGAUCCCUGGUGAUUGGGCUCUCGAUGGAGAGGGGAAGCCAACCACGGAUCCCUCAAGCGCACUUGAAGGCGUCAUGCUUCCAAUGGGAGGACCUAAGGGCUCUGCUCUUUCUAUUAUGAUGGAUGUUUUUUCCGGCGUGUUUUCUGGCUCUGCCUUUGCAGGUCAUGUUGGAGGGCCUUACGAUUUUACGAAACCCGCGGACGUCGGACAUUUUUUUGUGGCUAUCAAGCCUGAUCUUUUCAUGACUCUUUCUGACUUCAAGUCGCGGAUGGAGUAUUUAUAUCAACGCGUGGUGACAAGUGAAAAGAUGGCGGGGGUGGAUCAAAUCUACUUCCCUGGUGAGAUUGAACUUAUCAACAAGGAAAAGCGGCUUGCAGAAGGCAUUCCUUUCACUGAAGCGGAAAUUGCUUCUAUGAAUAAAGAAGCAGAACUGGCUGGUGUUGAAGGCAUGAAAUAUACCUGA